AUGUCAGCAGACAAGAAGAAGACCAAGUCCAGCCUGUCCAACCCUAGGGUGAAGGCUGCAUCGAAGAGCGCCGCCAAACACGCCAAGCAGCACACCCACCGCGAUCAGAGGUCGAAGCACAAGAACGAAGAGCUCAGGUCUCAGUUGGACAAGUUGAUGGCUGAGGGGAGGGAGGGAAUGCUAGCGAGCACGACGCCGUCGAACAACCUGCCCGCAGCGCCAGCAAGGCCUGUCAAACAAGUGACAGAGGCAGAAGCAAUGCGCAAUUUGACCACGCUUUCGUUAUGA
This is a messenger RNA of Schizophyllum commune H4-8, 288 nucleotides long. RefSeq lists its product as uncharacterized. The transcript has 2 exons. Bases 1 to 288 code for a protein of 95 amino acids. Lineage: Eukaryota; Fungi; Basidiomycota; Agaricomycetes; Agaricales; Schizophyllaceae. The record is from RefSeq and is a predicted model, not a curated record.